AUGAAUCGGUGCUAGAGUGAGGUUGUGCCGCUCGCCGUAGUGAGCCUGUUUUAUGUUUUCGUGCUUUUAUGGAAUUAUACCAAUGUGCAGUGGUUGGAUGCAUCUAUUUAUGACGUGAAGUUACAGACUUUGUCACCAUGAGUGAGGUGAGCAUCUGCCAGGCGCGAGCGUCUGUGAUGCUCUACGAUGACGGCACCAAGAAGUGGGUGCCCGCUGGCUCGUCCUCGGGACUGUCCAAAGUGCAGAUCUACCAUCACACCGGCAACACCUCCUUCAGAGUCGUCGGCAGGAAGAUCAAUGAUCACGAGGUUGUGAUCAACUGCGCUAUCCAGAAAGCUUUGAAGUACAACCAAGCGACGCCGACGUUCCAUCAGUGGCGGGACAACCGCCAGGUCUACGGCCUCAACUUCUCCAGUAAAGAUGACGCGGACGCCUUCGCUCAAGCCAUGCUUACGCAGGCCCUUGAGAUUCUCAAUAACGGUCCUGGGGCAGGCAGACAAAUGCCUCCACCCCCUCCCCCUCAUCAAACUCCCCCUGGGAUGCCCUCUCAGCAACAAAUGCAUCCUCCUCAACCCCCUCCCCACCAACAAUCAAAUCCUCCCCUACCUCCCCACCAACUCCAGCAAUACCAGUCGCAGCCGCCGCCCCAGCCCAUCUACCAACAACAGCCGCUGCCUCAGGUGUACGACGAAGACCUGGCCUACAGGUACGGCACGAGUCACAGCACGAGUGCUCCUGAGCACAUUUACGGAGGUACUCCACAGCAGCAGCAGUACCAGCAACCACAGUACCAGCCAGCACAGUACGCUGACCAGCAACCACAGUACUCAGACCAGCAGCAAGUGGAUCGAACCUAUGAUAACUUCAGUCACUACCAGGACACACGGAGUCUGACGCGUGACGAGUCGUUGAUGUUGUCUGGAGGCCUCCGCAUGGCUCCCCAGGCUCCCCCUCCUCCUCCAUCUUCCCACCACCGUAACAAUUCUGCUCCCACCGGCCCCGGUGUGGUGCCUCCAGCUCCACCACCAGCACCACCUGCUCCUCCUGCUCCACCUCACGCUCCUCCUGCCCCGGUGCUGAGUUCCCCAGCUCCUGCACCUCCCCCACCUCCUCCUCCUCCCAUGGGUGGCGGUCCUCCCCCACCCCCGCCGCCGCCCUCGCAUCACCUGGCGGCAGCGCAGGACGACGGCGCUGGCGGGACAAGUCUAUCAGCGGCGCUGGCGACGGCCAAGCUGCGCAAGAUGCGGCCUCCUGACAGCGACAGCACCAGCAGCAGCAGCUCGGGGGGCAGCAGCGGCGGCAGCAUCGGCAAGGGCCCCGCGGACCGCCCGCCCCUCAUGGGCAUGAGCAUGAUGGACGAGAUGGCCGCCACCCUCGCCAGGAGGAAAGCCAAGACCCAAGCUAAUGGCAACGCUGCCGAGAACACAAGCGGUGGAGGUGGCGGCACCCUGAAAGGCCUGGGCCAGAAGAGCCCCAGCAGCAGCAAGCUCUCAACAAAUGGCAUCACGAGCAACAACAACACCAGCAGCCGCUCCAGCACCACGUCAGGCGGGGGCGGCGAGUCUCCUAAGCCUGCCCGCAAGAGGUCAGCUUCUAUGUUUGGGUCAACGUGCGACGAUGGCGGCCCCACGAGACUAAACGGCGUCUCUGGCAACGAGGGCUGCGUCACCAGCCAGGACCUGGACAACCUCAGGGAGGACCUCAUGGCUCACAUCACCAAGGAGGUCAACAAGUGUAAACUGGAGAUCAUUGAAGCGAUCAAGAUGGAACUGAACAGGAGAUAAGCUUGGGGCUCAGCUGCUGACCGGCCCGCAUUUAUACAUCAGACGUGAGCGACGCCUGACGCUUCGACAGGCUCCACCUGGGAAACCCUUCAUGUCUCUUACUGUCAACUGCCAGCAUUUGUAUAUUUUUCCACUUUUUGAUUUCCCUUUACGCUGACAUUAGGAACUUUAUUUAUGUUUAGUAUGAUGGCCGAGUGCCUGUGAUAUGCAGAGCAAGAUAAACGUAUCUUUAUAUAUCGGUGCAAUUCUGCUGCAUGUCGAGCUUUUUUCAUUUUAAAAACUCAAAUGAUAACAAUGAGAUUCAAAAAAAUAAUUCCCAGGCUCGAUUACUUUUAGUCUCCUACUUUCAAUGAGUUUAGAUUGAAUUUCGCAGUAAACUAGUAUCAGUAUAGCUCCGUUCACUUGGUACGUUAUUAUUGUGACUUGAUUUUCUUACAGAGGAUAGUGAUAUAAAUUUUUCCGUUCACUUGGUACAGUUCAAUAAUACCAGUGAUGAGACCAUGAACAAAUAUGAAGGCUUUCAUUGCAUUCUUUCUUGCGGAUCAAUGUUACUCUGAAGGAUGCUUCCUGUUCACGUGUAUCUUUCAUGUGUUGCUUGGACGUGGGUGCAUCCGGAGACCUGUUGCACUAGUCACUUCUUCCCUGCCUGCCAGAAUUUGGACAUCGACUAAUUUAUAAUACGAACUGUAAUCUUAGGACGCUGUGCACAUGAGGAAAGCUUGACAUGCUUACGCUGUUGUGUGCUUUUGAAGUCUCUUAUUUGGAUGUUGUGUGUGAAUGCUUGUGUCAUGCUUACACCUCUAUGCCUUCUCAAUACAUUUUCGAUUCGUGGUCAAUGUUUUAGUUCACGUCAAGAAAGGUUAUGUUGCUAAGUGCAUUUGAGAGUCAAGUGAAAGUAACAAAACAGUUUUGUUUGUCGUCGUCGUCCGGCACGAAACCUAUCUGUAGAAACGCUUCAAACUCCGAAGUUUAUUUGGUAAUUCUAAUGUUUUUAAAGAACUAUCUGUUGUGUUUUGUUACUACCUUGUGUAAAUUCAAACAAACUGGAGAUGGUUCUUUUCUGGACGAUGUAAUGAUGUUUACUGAGUUUUAACGAUGAUGUAUUUUGAUUCCGGGACGGAUUUCGCUGGCUGUUCUUGUUGCUGAUAAGACAUUUUCCCGCCUUGCUUUUUAUUACGUAAUGUACCUCUUAAUCUUUUAAUGUGUCGUUCCUGAUCCUGAAUUUCUGUUUACGUCUUUAACGGUCAGCUUGCUUUAGUUCCAAAGCUCAUGUGACGAGGUGGCCAAUGUUCUUCCUUUUAACUUAAGUGCUCAGAAUAUUUACGCCAACAUUUACUGGUAGGAAUCCUGCAUAUGUUCUCAUAUAACAAAUUUCUGGUUCAAAUUUGGAAUUUAGUUGACUUAACAUUUAUGACAUUCGUUGCACGUUUUUUCCAUUUAUUUCUACGUGUGACUGUCAAUCUUAGAGCUCUAACUUAACGUCACAUGGGACUCGUAGCGCGCUCAUUGUGAAGGCCGACAAUGGCAUGCAGAGUCGAGACUCUGAUGGCUGUUGAUGCGUGACGCUCAUCGUUGAUACGAGUUUCCUUAUCACAAUUACUCGUCUAUAGCAGUAUUAAUGUUCAUGGCAUUUAAUUAUUAACUCAUUCCAGCGUAUUUUUCCCCUUGUUUAUAGGUUAUUAAUUUUAUUUACCCGAGUACACGUUUUUUAUUGACCCACCAUUUAAUCCUGUGAAUUUCCAUAAGCUUUUUAAUUCAUUAAUAAGUAAUUUGCCCUCUUCUUAUCAGCCAGUGAUAUUCAAGAUAUUUUCGAAAUAAAUUUAAUAGUGAUAUUUCAAUAAUCUAUAAAAUUUGUUCUCAUUGAACUUAUAAAAAGCAUAAACAUAUUUUGCACCGUAAGAGAUUACUUAAAAAACUCUCUUACUUUCACUUAAUUUCAUGUCUGACCCGCUAGUUGGUGAUGGUGCCUGUACAGAAUUGCCUUUCGUUGCUCUGUACCCUUGCAAGUUGUUCGUUUGUGUGCUUCUUGCAUUGGAAGCACAAUUAUACAGAUAUGAAUUAAAUCAUGGAGACGUCGAGCUGUCUUUGACUAUUGACGCACUCAGCGGUUUGCUGCAAUGAGAAAGAUACUUGUUGGUAAACUGGAGAGAAUACGAGGAAAGUGAAGUGAUGUUUCGGCUCAAGCUGCCUUGUUCUUCGGAACGCAGCCUACUAAUUUUCCUCAUUACUUGUUCGUAGCAUCCUAAUGGAACUUAGUAGCAAGCCCACAACUCUCAAUUGUCGUGCUGCUUGUCAUUCAUCUCCAUUGAAGUAUUGUUGUAGCUUCCAUUCUUAGGUCCUAGAUAUUCAAUAAGUGCGUGUUCGUGUGCAAGUGGUUUCGUCGUGUUGGGGAGCGGCAAUCUUUUCGCAAAACCUGCUAUCACCAUCUUAUCUUGAUCGUAAUGCCUGACGUGCAGUCUGUUUGAAUCGUCAUGCCUGUACGACCGAUUGCUCUACUAGAAAAUCCGUAAAUUUUGCUGCGCUGCCACUUUUUGCUGCCUUUCUGUAGUUUUAUUUUUUUUAAAGGAGCUCUAGUAUGCUAGUUUUGUGCCAUUUUUAACUUGGCACUAGCUUGGUACCGACUGAUGCACGAACUCGGCAUUGAAUUGUGUCGCUCACUGUGGAAUAGAUUUUUGGGGAGCUGCUCGAGAGGAAAUACAAGCAUUAGAGUCCACUCGAGAGGUCUUCUAAUUCUUGGUCUAAAUCCUAGUUUUACCCCGAGACAAGUUAAGCUGUUAGCAGUUUUUAACUUCUCCAGUAUCCGUUAUUUAGCUAAUAUUGCUUAUUUAUCCAUAUGAUUUUGGCAUGUAUAACAAAAAAAUCGCUUCCUCUACUUUGUUGUUCCAGAUUUUGAAUCAUUAAUGCAAGACACAAUUGUGUGUCUUAGUGCAACAGAAGUGAAUGAGUUGAUGAAAUAAGUUCUUGUUGUUUCUUGAUUACACUUCACAUUUAGAUUGUAUUAACCUAUUGUCUUAAUUUAUUUGUAUUGGUUAGAGAUUUUUGAACGCGCAGGCGCUCUUCUUUACUCGCGAGCGUCGCUUGUAAUAUGUGUCGAUGUUUUGUACAUUUUUUCUAUUAUCUUGUUAUGUUCAUAUCGUUGUAUAAAUGUUUACUUUAAUAUCAAGCUUUGUGUUAUUCAGUUGUAUUCGUUCACCGUAACGAAAGGUUCUUCCUGUUUUUAAUUAAUUAUUGUUUCGAGGAGAAACCCUCCUCGUUCAUUUCUGGCUUCUGCAAUUAAUGUAUUAUGUGCUAACGGAAACACUUGAUAUUUAAUUUUCAUCUUGAUCUCUUUCGUCACUAUGAAGUUUGUGUCCAUUUUUAAGGGACAAGAAAAUGGACAUCGCUUAUAAUGUAAAAAAUGUCUGUUUUUUUUAUCACAUUGCUGAUUUUUUGCUUUACUUUGUCAGCGCAGAUUUUUAUUCGUGAAUCCCGAGUCUCCGAACUUUGGUAGAUGUCGGACUGGCUGAGUUCGUAGUCACGACCUGUGCCACCAGUGAUUUGCACAACUUUGAGAUGUGGCGGUGUAUUAAUUUGCGGUAGAUACGACGUUUAGAAGAUUCAUCUCCAUAAAUUAUGUGGUUUCUUAAAUAAGUAUUUAAACUUCUUUUGUUAAUUCGUUUCUGAUGCUUAAUUUUAUUAAAUUAUGUUCAGUGUAUCACGCUGUAAUAUUUAAGACGGUGGGCGUCUGCUGUUGCUUUCAUUUAUACAACGAAGCUUUAGCAUUUAACGCUUGUAUUGCAACGCGCUCCUGCAAAAUUUUACUAAAUGGUCAUGAUUUUCUGAGAACUAAAAUCUGAUAAAAUCUAAAUUUUUUACGUAAGCUUAGUGACAUUUAGUCUCGUCAACUGUACUCUAAGGAAGAUUAUAACAAUUGGUGCUUUCUCUGAGGAUUUAAAUAAUUUGAUCUUCGAACUGCUUGGUGCGGAUGGAUGUUGUCAGUGGGUUGUGUACAUAGUUGGUGAAGCGUUCGUUUAAGGUUAGGUUAAUGCAUGAAGAGUACCUCUGUUUCUAGUGGAUACUUGAGGUAACCGAUGUAGUUUGAGGGAACAUUGGUUCUUCUAGUCCACGGCUCCCCUGAACAUCUCAACUAUGCCGUUCGUGACACCCAGCCAUUAUCAGUGGAGCAUCGUUCAAACGCCGGCUCCUAAUCACCCUGAGUAUGGAAUUUUACAACAAUUAGCAUAACUGAAGGAGGACUCGGAUUCAUGUGAAUUAUUCACAGGCCUAAAUUAUGUUGGUAUUCCCAAUAAGAGCUUGGAAUUAUUCAAAUUGUUUAUAGACUUAUGAGUAUUUUUUUUUAUUCAGGAAGGUACAAAUAACGUUUGCCCAUGUUUCAUGAACAGUGAACUCGCUUCGUUGCAGGAGGAACUGCUCGGCUGUUCUGAGAACCCAACUUUAGAUUGCUGCCGUGGCCACAUUGCUUUGCGCUUGUUGAAGGUUAUGGGCAAAUUCUCGAUCAUUCCAUUUUUUAGCGCAUUAAUUUAUCGUUAGGCCCAAGGUGCUUUGAAGCUCAGGUCACUUGCUCUUCUCAGAGAUCAUCUUCAUAGAUUCGCUUCUCACUAGUUCGUGCGAAAAUAUUAAUCCUCUGAAGUCUUUCGCUUGUGCUUCCCGAUGAUCGCUCCUCUUCCGUAAACUUGUACCGUCCGCUUUUAUGUUCAUUUCCUACCAACAUUGAGCAUUAUAUUUGACAACAAAUUUCUAUGAAAAUAUUUUGCCAACUUAAAAGACAGCGCGAGUGACCUGAGCAAAAUUGCCCUUCUUGCUGCAAUGUUUUGAACAAGAUUCCACAUCCCGCUGAACUCUCUUGUCUCUAGGCUUAGAUUGGACCGAUGCUCAUCGUUGAAGUAUCAUUCGAUAACUACUAUAUUUCAUUAUAGUUAAUAUUUGUAGUGUUUUUAAAGAAAGUGAACAUGUCGUCGUAGUUUGAUAUACAUGCCAUAUUCUUAGAUUAACCGACCGUUCUUGUAAAUACUCCAUUGUGAAUAAAAGAAAUCAUUUGC
Molecule: messenger RNA, 6823 nt
Organism: Hyalella azteca
Lineage: Eukaryota; Metazoa; Arthropoda; Malacostraca; Amphipoda; Hyalellidae
Gene: ena
Product: protein enabled
Exons: 9
Coding region: 138-1784 (548 amino acids)
Molecular function (GO): SH3 domain binding
Source: RefSeq, a predicted model, not a curated record